This is a messenger RNA of Symbiodinium pilosum, 496 nucleotides long. The record is from the annotation of a GenBank genome assembly. Lineage: Eukaryota; Dinophyceae; Suessiales; Symbiodiniaceae.
GCUGUGUCGUGGGGCCUUUCUGGAACCCGAGAAGGAGGCGAGCCUGGCCAGCCUUUCGAAGCAGAGGUAUGAGCAUGCGGAGGCAACCUCAACGCCAACGGACCUCACGCUGACCUCUGACGCCUCCACCUGGGGGUCGCAGAUGCCACCGCUUCCUCCCGUCCACCCCGGGCUUGUGCUCCAUAGUGGCAUGCUGGAGGACGAGGCGCUUCCCAGCUUCACGGAUCCUAGCUCCUCUGAGGCCAUAGCUGCCUUCACCAGGGACCUUGUCCGUGGCAGGAGGGUGGCAGUUGUGGCCCUCAACGGCAGCGCAGUCGACUGCUGGAUCGCCCUCGACAAGCAGUUACGCUACCUUGUGAUCCAGAGGCGAAACGAAGAGCUGUGUCGCUGGAGUCCAUUGACCAGGUCUGCGUUGGCAUCGAAGCACAGGAGGAGUCUGGCCUGCCGCUGCACGACCUUUGCGUCUGCUUCUUGCUUCAGGAAGGGCAGGCCAUAG